Molecule: messenger RNA, 456 nt
Organism: Lathyrus sativus (Indian pea)
Lineage: Eukaryota; Viridiplantae; Streptophyta; Magnoliopsida; Fabales; Fabaceae
Source: the annotation of a GenBank genome assembly
AUGAGCCAAACAUCUGACGAUGAACCAACACAAAACAACGAACCUUUCAUACCAAAUGAAGAGGUUGGGGAAGCAAGCGACGAUGAUCUUCAAGAGGUCAGGAUGCAAGAUAUUUUUGGUAACAAUGAUGAUGAAGAUAUAAUAUUCGCGUCUACACAGUUGAUUUACACCAAACCAAUAAGCUUGUAUAACCCACCUGCACAUAUGCACAAUAUAUGUAUGGAAGAUGAUGAAACAACCUCUGUGUUUGGAGGUGUCAUACCAAACCAUAAAGGUGACGAAAUAGAGAUUGGGAUGGAGUUUGAAAACAAGGAAGCUUGUGUUAGACACAUUACACUGAACUUCAUGUCUACUGCAUUAGACACAUUGCGCAAAACUUCACGCGCGAGAUUAAGGACAAGGAACUACGGAAAAAACUUAUUAACAUGGUUACGCAUUAACGGAGGCUACAUUUAA